Messenger RNA from Ordospora colligata OC4, 3171 nucleotides. RefSeq lists its product as uncharacterized. The transcript has a single exon. NCBI's taxonomy places the organism in Eukaryota, Fungi, Microsporidia, Ordosporidae. The record is from RefSeq and is a predicted model, not a curated record. Bases 1 to 3171 code for a protein of 1056 amino acids.
AUGGCAUUGAAAUGGAAUGACAAAGUGCUGAUCUGGAAUGUAAAUGAGCUGAAGCUUAAUAAUACGAUUAUUGCAGUAGGGAGGAUGAAGAAGUGGAUUGUUGUUUGCACGCCAAGUAGAAUAUUCUUCCAUGGUAAGGAUGAAAUGGCUCUAUCAAGGAGAGUGAGAAAAGCAGUUGUAAAGCCUGAAGGUAUUUACUACCAAGAGCAUGGAAGUGGACGGAUAAUGCUGCUUGUACAUCCUUUGGAGCCAGAAAAACAUGUAUUUUUCCAGCAUGGAUAUACCUUGAAGGAAGUUGUUUCUGGUGUGUUAGUUCUUGAGGGUGAUGGAAAGUACCUAUUGAAACAUAUUCGGAAUACAGCUUAUAGUGAUGAUUGUGCAGAUCAAGGUAAUUUAGAAUCAUGUGAAUAUGAUCGAAGUAUAGAAUCUAACCAAUUUGAUGAUGAUCAAAGCACAGAAGUGAUGGUGAUAGAUAUUUGUGAGGAUGUGAUGAGCAGCAGUAUUGAGCGCUACGACGAGCAUCAUAGUACUAAGGGACAUUUGGUUAGUAUGAUUGAAUAUAUUGAUUUUUUAGUUGGAAUAUGCAUGAAUCAUGCAAUGUUUAUAAAACCAGGAUGGUAUUGCGGAGGAAUCAAGAGAAGCAAACAUAAAAGUGAAGUAAGUGUCAGGUUUGAUAAGGAUAUAACAUGUGUAAUGAAGUAUAGGAUGUGUGUGAGUGGUUUUGGUGAAAUUAUGUUUCUUAGAAUGAAUGAGAUGCUGUUUCUUGGGAAUGAGGUAGUUUGUAAGGCAAUUAACAGUGAGAUGUGGCCGAUGUCUGUGCUGAAAGAUGAAGAUGAAUGGAAGCAAGAAUAUCAUAUGCCAUUUUGGAGCGAAAUAAGUGAAUUAGAAAUGUGUAUUGUGAUGUGUUUUCCACGGCAUAUUCAACGAGAGUUUUUUGAGGUGUUUUUUGAAUGUAAAAAGAAAAUAUUCGAGCAGCUUGUGCCAAGUGGAGAGGUGCUAGAUCGAGUAGACAGAGUUUUGUGGAGAUUUAUGAUUAAAUGUAAGAGUGUGUGGGAGUUUAUGAAUGCAGGAGUGCCAUGUUUUGAGAAAUCUUUGGCUCUACAGAAGUGUAAGGAGUUGAUUGAAUAUUCUCAGGGAUGCCUGGAUAUGGCCAGACGGGAUGUGAUGGAGAUAUCGUAUAAGAGGAUAGUAGAAUGUGAUAUUGGAUUGAUUGAGUCUAUGAAUUAUUCGGAGGUGAUGAAUCUUGCAUACAGGAUUAUAUUUCUGGAGAAGAAGAAUGAGGAAAGGCAGAGAGGCAUUUACAUGAAAAAUGUAAUGAGAAUGGUAUAUGGGAUGCGCAAGUUCUUUGGCGAUCCAAGGAUAGAUGAAGUACUCCUGUUAUUUAAUGAAAAACCUAAAGUUUUUGAGAUCGACAGCGAUGGGAUUGAAGGGUGCGGAGAGAAGGGAUAUACAAUUAGGAUGGCAUCAAGCGCUGGAAGAGCAUAUAUGUCCUAUGGAAGUGGCAUGACAGAUCGUAGAGAUAUAAGCAGACAUCUAUGCUUCCCAAUAUACAGAAAUGAUGAGUUAGGAACGAUAGAUAUCAAGGAUACAGGAUGGAUAGAUUGGCCACAAUUUGGUUAUUCAGUUUACAGAGCCUGUGGAUAUGUCAUACUUGAAGCGGAGAUAGGUGAUUAUUUUGAGUCAAGAAUAGAUCGAUUUGUGAACUCACAAGAGAGUGAAUCUGUAUGUACUACAAAUGAGUUUGUGUUUGCAGGGGAGGCUUUUGGACAUGGAGUAUGUGGAAGAUUGAAGGAUAUGACAGUGCAAAGAAUCAUGGAGUUUGUUAUGCCUAAAUAUGCCAUACUGUCUAUGGCGAUUCUUGCAGGUGUUGGAAUUAGCUGCAUGGGUAAGAAAGAUGAUUCGUAUGGAAGGAUGUAUUUGCAUUAUCUAAGAACACCGCAGCCAUUAUGCAUUCAUGCAGGAUGUAUUGUAGGUCUCGGGAUGAUUUAUGCAGGGAGUGGAAAUGUGCUUGUGAGAGACACAUUGGUUGCUGAAGCAAACAGAUAUGGAGUUUUUGAACAUGAGCAGUACAACAAGGGGAAUAAGGUUUGGUAUGAUUAUGCAUAUCGAGUGUUGGCAUCGUUUGGGAUUGCAAUGGUGAGCUUAAAUGCAGAGACAGAAAUGUUCAGGUAUGUAAAGCUCGAAGAUAAGUUAUGUGAGCUGCUUGCAAAUGGAAUAGUUCUUUUUGGAAGCAAACAGCGACGAUUUGCAAAGAGAUUGGAACGAUCGGAUAUAUGUAAACCUGAAGAGGUGUUAUAUUCUGAGGUAUUUUCUCUUGGACUGAUGAUGGAGGAUGAAAUAGAUAAGGUUGUUGAGGAUAUUGAGAGACGCCUUGCAGAUAAGAAGUGUGUUUUUAGUAUUCAUCAGUUAUAUAGAAUAGCAGGAAAGGUGUUCUAUGUGGCUCUGAACAUGCUUUAUAGAAAUGAAUGUGAAUGCAAUGAAGAAGUGUUUGAGAGAUUGAUUGUAUUAUGUUUAAGAGUCGAAGAUGAUAUGAAAAGGAAUGUGGAGAUGAAGGUGGUGUUUGACUUUUGUGUUGUGUCACUGUCUUUGAUAGCCAAUUCAUCUUGCAAUCUCGAGAUUAUUAGGAUAAUCCGCCGACGAAUCAAGAUGAUGGAGAAGGCGGACAGAAUGUAUGAAAGAAAGGACUUUUUCUUCAGCUCAAGCGGAUUGAAGCAAGAGAAGCAGUUUUUGAUUAGAUAUGGCGAUAUAGAACUAUAUAAGCUAUGUCUAGGUAUAGUAACAUGCGGAUUAGGAUCAUGCAAGAUAUCUGGUACACAUUAUGCAGUGUUUUAUGCUAUUUCGACAUUUUUCAUUAACUUUCCAAUAACUACAACUGAUCAGGAAUAUUUCUGGAUGACAAGGUAUUUUUUACUACUAUCUAUGAAAGAAAGCUUAAGUGGAUUCAAGCACACGGCAAACUAUACAAAGUUAUGCAACAAAGGAAGCAGAAAAAAGGAAAUGGCCGAUAUGUCAGCAAUCAAUGAAAUGUUUGCCAAACAGUAUGCAGAAGCAUCAGAUGCAGACAAAAAGUUUACAAUUGAUGUAUUAACAGACUUCUAUGAGGUGCAUGGUGCAAAUGGCAAGCUAUUAUCUGUAGAAAUGCUAAAGAAAAUGGCAUGUAGGAUGAUAUGA